AUGGAAGACCUAUCCAUCUACGAGCAAAAUAAUCUCCUCUACUCACAGGAAAAACUAUCAAAGUAUCGACCAGGUGGAUACCAUCCAGUCUCCCUGGGAGAUACCUUCAAGGAUGGUCGUUAUGAGAUACAUCAUAAAUUAGGGUGGGGAGGGUUUUCUACUGUGUGGCUUGCGAACGACAGAGAGAACAACCAAUGGGUUUCUCUGAAGAUUAUGAGAGCAGAUACUUCCCAAGGAUCUCGAGAACUUUAUCAUCUAAAUCUAUUAGCAGAUCGCUCCCAGGGAAAGCCGUCUGCAAAAUACAUUGUUUCGGUCCUCGACUCAUUCACCCAUGAGGGCCCUAAUGGGACCCACUUAUGUAUUGUAUUCGAGUUGCUCGGUCCUUCUGUCGAUAAGGUCGUUGAUGACUAUUACUCCUUUGGAGAUGACCUUGAGAUGGACAUUAUCCUUCGGAUGUCGGAACAGCUUCUAGAAGCCGUUAGCUUGAUUCAUGAAGCUGGCAUUGGGCAUGGGGGUAAAGUCUAUGUCUCCACCUAUGGAACUCACCAAGAAAUAGAUAUAAGCGGCGGUAACAUUGCCUUCGGCUGUAAUAAUCUCUCGCACGCCACAAAAGACGAACUCUUUGCAGUUCUCGGAUCUCCAGAAGUUGAGGAGUUAGCUCGACUCGAUGGCAAGCCACUAGAUAACAGCUUACCGAAGCAACUAGUUAAAUCAGCAGAGUGGGAAACCUGGGUAGAUGAAGAUGAAGAAGAUAUUCGGAUUCUUGACUUCGGAGAGGCAUUCGUUCAGGGAAAUGAGCCUAAGAUACUUGCUCAGCCAGGGCAAUUGCGGGUCCCUGAGCUGAUUUUCACCAAUUGCUUUGACUACCGUGUUGAUUUGUGGCGUGCGGGAUGUAUGAUCCAUGCAUUCAUAUUCGGGUCAUAUCCGUUCCAAUACCUAGGUGAAGAUGAAGUCCUGGUAUUACAGAUGAUCGGUUUUGUGGGGAAGUUGCCAAAGGACUGGCAGCCGAUAUGGGAGCGCAUGAAAUCGAGCUUUAAGCGUGACUUAGAAUGGUUAGAAGGUAUGCUUGCUAAUUGA
This is a messenger RNA of Aspergillus niger, 1077 nucleotides long. RefSeq lists its product as uncharacterized. The record is from RefSeq and is a predicted model, not a curated record. Gene Ontology annotation, molecular function: ATP binding; protein kinase activity. The coding region runs from base 1 to 1077 and encodes 358 amino acids. The transcript has 5 exons. Gene Ontology annotation, biological process: spliceosomal complex assembly; regulation of mRNA processing; protein phosphorylation. NCBI's taxonomy places the organism in Eukaryota, Fungi, Ascomycota, Eurotiomycetes, Eurotiales, Aspergillaceae.